AUGACCAAAGUAUUUUUCAAGGAGGAGCCGAGAGUCCUGCGGGGUUUUCUCCUGGAACCUGCUAGUCAAAUAUAAAGCGCUUCCUCCCAUCCACCAGGAAAGACUGAACCAUAACUCAGAAGAGGAGCCGCUGCCUGAGCACAUCUGUGCUUUCUCCCAAAUCCGUAGCGAUCCAGUGAGUGAGUCAAGCAGCCGUGGAGUUUUAAUUGUACUAUUAUUCUCAUUAUUAUUAUUACUUAAGCAUGUCUGUGUAGUUUCUCGGUCGCUUAAUUAGCCGAUAGUGAGAACACAACUUCUCUGAGAGACGCGCAUCGUAAGUUUGCAGAGGAGAGCGCGCAGAUGGCUGCUCUCAUCAGCGCGUACUCGUCGUGGCCGGAGUCCUUCGAGUGUCCUCCGGGAGACGGAGACGGAGCCGACGGGCAUGGUCCUCACAGGAAUGCCGGGGAAAAGGCGCCGGAGCCGCGGAUCAGACGACCCAUGAACGCGUUCAUGGUUUGGGCCAAAGAUGAGCGCAAACGGCUGGCGAUUCAAAAUCCUGACCUGCACAAUGCCGAGCUCAGCAAAAUGUUGGGCAAGUCAUGGAAGGCCCUCACUCCCCCUCAGAAGAGGCCCUAUGUUGAGGAAGCAGAGAGGCUUCGGGUGCAGCACAUGCAGGACUACCCCAACUACAAGUACCGGCCUCGCCGGAAGAAACAGCUGAAACGCAUCUGCAAGCGAGUCGACCCCGGGUUCCUCCUGAGCGGGCUGGCUCCUGACCACAGCACUCUGCCAGAUCAACGAGCCCUCUGCCACCCCCUCGACAAAGACGAGGGCAGCCCUAAUGGAGCCGGCACCAGCUUUUCCAGCUCCAGCCCUGCUUUGCCCAGCGUCAGAAGCUUCAGAGACCCGGCUGGCUCCAACAGCAGCUUCGACACCUACCCUUACGGCCUGCCCACCCCUCCUGAGAUGUCCCCGUUAGAUGCGGUGGACCACGAGCAAAUACCCCCCUCUUAUUACUCAACAUCUAGUAGCUCCUCUGUUUCCUGUUCUUCCUCAGUCUCCUGUCCAGAUGAGCACCACCAGAAUCAGACACACAUGGGCAGCCCGCCCCCUUACCACUCUGAUUACACUCACACCCAGAUUCACUGUGGGGGCUCACACUUAGGUCACAUCUCUCACAUGUCCCAAACUGGAGGCGGCAGUGGACUGAUCCCAGGCCCACCCCUGUCUUUUUACAGUUCCCCACCUUUCCCCCAGAUUCACCACGGGGUCCACCAGGGCCACCUGGGUCAGCUGUCCCCCCCACCAGAGACACAAGGUCACCUGGAGACUCUAGACCAGCUGAGCCAAGCUGAGCUUCUCGGUGAAGUGGACCGCAAUGAGUUUGACCAGUACCUGAACUCUACCGCGAGCGGCUUCCACCCGGAGCAGGGCAGCGGCAUGACCGUUACAGGACACAUCCAGGUGGCAUCUGCCGCCACCACUUCUGCCACUACGUGUCCCAGCAGCUCCACAGAAACCAGCCUCAUUUCCGUGUUAGCAGACGCGACGGCGGCCUACUACAACAACUAUGGCAUCUCGUAAGCGUGGUCACAACUCCUAUUGAAUGCGUGACUGAUCAAAGACACUACAAAGGUUGAAGAAAUUUAGGACGAUGUUGCACUUGGGUGCUGAUAAAAGGGAAACCCUUAGCAUCUAAGGGCAAAUGAAUCCAACCAUGAUUAAAAACUGAACUGAUUACAGAGCAAUAUGAUUGUCUGGAGCCAGGGAAAGAACAAAGAGCAAUUGGAGGACUGUGAAGAGAAGGAGAUGGACACCUCAGGGAUGCAGACACAAAACACUUACAGUAUGCCACCUCCAGUUGUCAUGAAAUCUCUAAACCAGUAAAACAGUCGGAAAAAAAGAAAGACAAAAGACUUGUUUGUCCACUUGUAAAUGUCACCAGUUACUGUUGCCAGCGAGGCAUGUACAGAUGCUUUUUAGAAGCUAAUUUAAGUCCUUUGAUGUUUUGCAUAAAUGCUAACUGUAAUGCUCUUAUCAGCGCUUUCCAUUCGAAUGUUUGUAUCAUGUUCCUGCUCUCAUUAGUUUGGGAGUCUUACCUCAGUAGUUGUAAUUGAAUGAGGUUUUAGUUUGGACAUUUCUUAUGCAAUUUAACAAAGUGAUGUAUAUGAUGAUGACAGAAAGGCGUUUAUACUUCUUCUCAAGUACCUAAUAAUAUAUAAUCGACCUCUACAAUGAAAAAUAAUAAUGCUAACUGUAACUGUAUGCUGAUUUAGGUUUGUGAAAGACAAUAAUUUAAAAAUA
Molecule: messenger RNA, 2283 nt
Organism: Pelmatolapia mariae (spotted tilapia)
Lineage: Eukaryota; Metazoa; Chordata; Actinopteri; Cichliformes; Cichlidae
Gene: sox7
Product: SRY-box transcription factor 7
Exons: 3
Coding region: 340-1563 (407 amino acids)
Biological process (GO): regulation of DNA-templated transcription; cell differentiation; anatomical structure morphogenesis
Molecular function (GO): RNA polymerase II cis-regulatory region sequence-specific DNA binding; DNA-binding transcription factor activity, RNA polymerase II-specific
Source: RefSeq, a predicted model, not a curated record